AUGGCCAGCACAGCGGUCCAGCUCCUAGGCUUCCUGCUUAGCUUCCUCGGCAUGGUGGGCACGCUCAUCACCACUAUCCUGCCGCACUGGCGGAGGACGGCCCACGUGGGCACCAACAUCCUGACGGCCGUGUCCUACCUGAAGGGACUGUGGAUGGAGUGCGUGUGGCACAGCACAGGCAUCUACCAGUGUCAGAUCUACCGUUCGCUGCUGGCGCUGCCCCGGGACCUGCAGGCGGCCCGGGCGCUCAUGGUCAUCUCCUGCCUGCUGUCAGGCAUGGCCUGCGCCUGCGCUGUAGUGGGCAUGAAGUGCACUCGCUGUGCCAAGGGCACACCCGCCAAGACCACUUUCGCGGUGCUGGGGGGUGCGCUCUUCCUGCUGGCAGGCCUGCUGUGCAUGGUAGCCGUGUCCUGGACCACGAACGAUGUGGUGCAGAAUUUUUAUAACCCGCUGCUGCCCAGUGGCAUGAAGUUUGAGAUCGGCCAGGCCCUGUACCUGGGCUUCAUCUCCUCGUCCCUGUCUCUCAUCGGGGGCACCCUGCUCUGCUUGUCCUGCCAGGAUGAGGCCCCCUACAGACCCUACCAGCCCCAGGCCAGGGCUGGGGCCACCACCACGGCUCCCGCCCCUGCCUACCGCCCACCAGUAGCCUACAAGGACAACCGUGCCCCCUCGGUGACCUCAGCUGCACACAGUGGGUACAGAUUGAAUGACUACGUGUGA
This is a messenger RNA of Apodemus sylvaticus (European woodmouse), 720 nucleotides long. RefSeq names its product claudin 14 (gene Cldn14). Gene Ontology annotation, molecular function: structural molecule activity. Lineage: Eukaryota; Metazoa; Chordata; Mammalia; Rodentia; Muridae. Gene Ontology annotation, cellular component: bicellular tight junction; plasma membrane. Gene Ontology annotation, biological process: bicellular tight junction assembly; cell adhesion. Bases 1 to 720 code for a protein of 239 amino acids. The transcript has a single exon. The record is from RefSeq and is a predicted model, not a curated record.